Rosa rugosa (rugosa rose) is the source of this 1425-nucleotide messenger RNA. RefSeq names its product mitochondrial arginine transporter BAC1. Gene Ontology annotation, biological process: mitochondrial L-ornithine transmembrane transport. Gene Ontology annotation, molecular function: L-ornithine transmembrane transporter activity. Bases 109 to 1020 code for a protein of 303 amino acids. The record is from RefSeq and is a predicted model, not a curated record. The transcript is spliced from 8 exons. Lineage: Eukaryota; Viridiplantae; Streptophyta; Magnoliopsida; Rosales; Rosaceae.
GGGUUCCAAUUUUGAUCUGUGGUCUUUUGCUAUUUCACCACUAGACUUCAGACUUCAGAGACCACCAUGAAAUUUGCCCAGUAAUAACAGAAUACUACUCAAACAAAGAUGAGGGAUAGCUCCGGCUACAAGGAAUACGUGGCCGGCUUGCUCGCCGGCGUUGCCACUGUUGGCACCGGCCAUCCCUUCGACACCGUCAAGGUGAAGAUGCAAAUGCACAACACUGUAGAACAUGGGAUUACAUACCGGAACGGUUUGCAUUGUACUGCAAGGAUACUAAGGACUGAAGGGAUUAAAGGACUUUACAGAGGGGCAACUUCAUCUUUUAUGGGGGUAGCUUUUGAGAGUUCGCUUCUUUUUGGCAUGUAUUCCCAGAUGAAACAGUCGCUGCAGGGAAAUGUGCAAAGUGCUGUGCCACAACCACAAAUCAUAAUUCCAUCUGCAGCUUUUGGUGGAGCAAUGAUCAGUUUUAUACUAUGCCCCUCGGAGCUGGUGAAGUGUAGGAUGCAAGUUCAAGGCACAGACUCUUUGAUACCGAUAUCAAGUAGAUAUGCUGGCCCUCUUGAUUGCGCCCUUAAAACUGUAAAAGAGGAUGGGGUUAGAGGAAUUUUUCGCGGAGGUUUUACAACGUUUUUAAGAGAAGCUACUGGAAAUGCAGUCUUUUUCACCGUUUAUGAGUAUGUCCGCUAUCAUAUGCAUUUACAACUGCAAUCUGCUUCAUCGGACCACAAGAACUUGAUUGACGUGGGAGUUGGGAUUGUUAGUGGUGGCCUUGGUGGUAUAGCUUUUUGGUCUGCUGUGUUGCCCUUGGAUGUUGCGAAGACUAUAAUUCAGACAUCUGCAGAUAAGAACUCUACAAGAAAUCCAUUUCAAAUCUUAAGCUCAAUAUACAGAAUGGCUGGAUUGAAAGGAUGCUAUACAGGUCUGGGUCCUACAAUAGUUAGGGCCUUUCCUGCUAAUGCGGCGGCAAUUGUCAGUUGGGAAAUUGCCAUAAAACUAUUAGGCAUCCAACGUGAAUAAAGAUACUGUUCUCUGCAAUUACCACAAGCUUCUAACCUAUUUUUCAAUUCCUUAUGUAAUACAAUUCAAGGUUCGGCAUACAGACAUGAUCCAGAGAAAAUUCUUCACUUGGCCAACGCAAGGAGUAUUACCUUGUUUUCUUUAACGAGUGAUCCAACAUUUUUCUACAAGCAACCUUUGGAGAAUAGCAGUGAUUGUGAGUUUGCCUAAUGUUCAGUUUAAUUGUGCUUUAUUAUGAACCCGAUUCCAAGAGUCUGAGAUUGGAUCUGCUCCUUGUUUGUGACAUAAUUGAUGGUGCAAGAUUCUGUACCAAUUGGUUCAGACAUUAUUUCUGUAAUUUCUAUCCCUUUACCAAUCAUUGUAGUAGAGGUUUUUAUAACAAAGUAGGCAAGUGAUUGCUGCUGA